AUGAUUGGUUACGUUCCGGCGGCUUAUUUGAUGCCCAUUGGAGAUGCUCCUCAGGACGCCAUACCAACUGAAGAACCCAAUACUGACAACGGGAUUGUCAACGACAUUCCAAUCACAGCUGAGCUUCAAUUGUCGAGCGAAGGCGCCCACAGGGCUCAGUCGGCCGACAGCUUUGUCAGAGCUAUCUAUGGAUAUACCGCCACUUCCGAGGAAGAGAUGUCUUUCAGCGAAGGCGAUAUAUUGAAACUGUUGAACAAAUCAGACGACGGCUGGUGGACAGCGGAGAAGGACGGAGUGGUCGGACACUUCCCAUCGAUGCUCGUCGAAGAGCUCUCCGAUGAUCGAGAUUCUGGAGCUUUUGCU
Oppiella nova is the source of this 363-nucleotide messenger RNA. Lineage: Eukaryota; Metazoa; Arthropoda; Arachnida; Sarcoptiformes; Oppiidae. The record is from the annotation of a GenBank genome assembly.